Messenger RNA from Zerene cesonia (dogface butterfly), 1101 nucleotides. Its product is annotated as alpha-tocopherol transfer protein-like. Bases 162 to 995 code for a protein of 277 amino acids. NCBI's taxonomy places the organism in Eukaryota, Metazoa, Arthropoda, Insecta, Lepidoptera, Pieridae. The transcript has 7 exons. Gene Ontology annotation, cellular component: membrane. Gene Ontology annotation, molecular function: phosphatidylinositol bisphosphate binding. The record is from RefSeq and is a predicted model, not a curated record.
GUAAAGUUGGUGACGAGUGGUACUUGCUCAUGUAGUAUCGUUGAAUAGACCACUGUGCAAAGUAUUAGCUGCAGUCAGCAGCCUUACACCAACCAGAAAGGUCGGACGAAGCAUAUUUGCUUGCUUUUCUAUAUCAGUGUUUCACCGCGCGUCUUGACACGAUGACUGCUGAAAGUAAAGAUGUGACUUUCAUAAGGGAAUGGAUGGCUAAGGAGCCUUAUCUGCCCAAAGAUCUCGAUGAUUAUAUGAUAGAGAAAUUCUUGCAUAGCUGCUACGGGAGCCUGGAGAAAACUAAAAAGUGCAUUGAUAGAUUUUGUUCUACUCGAAGUCAGAUGCCUGAACUAUACUCUGGUAGAGAUCCGUUUUCGAAGGAAAUAGAAGAUAUUUUUAAUGUAACGCGUGUGUGUGCGUACAAAGCCGGUGAGAAUGAAAUACUGAUCCAUCACUACGAUGACCCAGAGUUAGAAAAGUUCUCCUUCUACGAUAUCCUGAAAACCCUCACUAUACAAGCCGACUAUUGGAUUAGAUUUCACAAUGUAUUCCCAUCAGGCCAUAUCGUCAUAUUGGAUAUGUCCUCAUUCUCCUUAAAAAUGAUCCCAAAAGCCAACAUCAUGUUCUUCAGAGAUUUUCUUUUAUUUCUUUUGGAAGGUAUGCCCGUACGAGUCAAGAAAGUAUACGGUGUGAAUGCACCAUCGUAUUAUGAUAAACUGUACUCUCUCGUCAAGCCCGCACUACCCUCGGAAAUUUGUGAAAUCAUCCACUUUUUCCAUGACUAUGAGAGUCUACACAAACAUAUCGAUAAGAAAUAUUUACCAGUAGAAUAUGGAGGUGAUGCUCCCAGCAUGAAGUCAGAAAAUGCAGAGUGGAUCAAGAAAAUUAAGGAGCAAAGAAAACUGUUCCUAAACGACAACCUGUGGAAAGCUGAUCUCAAAAUGAAACCCAAAACUGAUGGCAACUCGAUGAAUGGAUCAUUCAGAACACUUUCUAUAGAUUAAUUGUAUUAUAAAAUACUUAUUUAUAUGUUUUUAUAAUUGCUUUAAUUGAGCUGGUCAAAUAAAAAAUAUAUUCAUAAUUAAUAUGCAUUAUUAUGCUUACAUCCUA